AGGAAAUCAACACGAGGUUGCGCCUUCAAGGAACCGGAAAAUGUUCAACAUUUCAGCAGUCAGAACAGACCCUACUUGCAGCUGUCGCAGCUGCAGGCGUACACUGAGUACGAGGUGUGCGUGUACGCAUUCAACGAGGGAGGGGAAGGCGAAAAGUGUCAAAUUUUCGAGACAUUGCCGGACAGAGCUCCUGCACCUGUGGAGGCUUUGAUCUCCUACCCAUCAUCCAGUUCUAUUAGCCUUCAGUGGAGGAAACCUUGUCCUCCCAUGGCCUUCAUCAGCGGCUACCGCGUUACAGUCUCUCGAGCCCUUAACUACGUCAAAACGUCCGAGUGCAUGAAUAACGAAGCACUCUUUUGCCACACGAUCACUGGUCUACAACCUGCACAAAUGUACAACAUUGAGGUACAAAGCUGUGCCGCUGACUCCUACAGCAACUGUUCUGCAGCUAGAGCAACAAUCGUCAUGACGGGACGAGCAGCUCCCGACGUCCCGAACUUGAGUAUCGUGCCUGACGUCACCUCAGCGAGCUUGGCAUGGACUGCGCCACGAGGAGAAUUUUUCAACGUUACUUUGGUGAAUAAAACCAGAAGGGGCUGUUCCAACACGAAACCCGAAACUGUUCAACUAUUUUUGAAUAUGAGCGGGCAUGACUGGCAGCUGACGCAGCUGCAGUCGUACACUGAGUACGAAGUGUGCGUGUACGCCUACAACGAGGGGGGAGACAGCAAGAAGUGUGAAGUGUUCGAGACAUUGCCGGACAGAGCUCCGGGGCCCGUAGAAAACUUGACCUUUUCUACAACGUCCACUUCCAUCAGCCUGCGCUGGAAGAAACCUUGUCCUCCUAGGGCAGUCAUCAGCGGCUACCGCGUUACUGGUGCGGGAAAAUAUCAGUUCACUCAAAAGUCUGGGUGCGCUCACAAUGAAAACCACUUUUGCCACACCAUUUCGGGACUGCAACCUGAGCGCACAUACCGCAUUGAGGUACAGAGCUGUGCCGCUGACUCUUACUACGCCUGUUCGGCGGCUGAGGCAACAAGCGUUACGACGCGACCACCAGGACAUGUCGAACUUUCAACUGAAGGCAGUCGUGUUGACAUCGUGGACCAUGCGAGGCCUCAAGAAAUUCCAAAUAUUCAUUUCGGACUUUCAGCUGUAGAUGGGUCGCAGUCCCGCUGUGACGCCCCCUUGUGCCCGUGCACAGUGUCUGGCAUGGAGCACGUGUGUUUACCCUGUCACGAACUGCUCGACGUCCGGAGCACGUGCGAAAAAUUGAUGUCCGACGAGCCUCUCUGCUCAGUGGAGAAGACGAUAGGCGUGGGCAUCAGCGUGGCGAGCUGCGGAGGCGAGGGUCUGCCGAUGAACUUCGGGUCCUUUGAAAGAACUUCUAGAUGCGACAAGAAGAAGGUACCUGUGCUGACGGUGAUCGUGGCUGAUUGCUGGGGCAGCGCCACCCUCGCUCUCAGGUGCCACAGCGACGGGCUGUGGGGGUUGUACGGGGAAGCUGUUGCCAACGCCACCGAGCCGCGCACACCGUACGUCUGUCAGCCCCGUCAUCUCAACUCCCCUAUUUGUGGGCGGAGGCCUCGCUACCGCAGCACUGGUGGGAGUAGACUGGGAUUAAAUGAAUUCUACAACCAGCGCAAUCUCUUCCCGUGGGUGCUGGGGCUCAAGAAGAGAGAGCGCUAUGAGUGCAGCGCCACUCUCAUCAGUGAAUCAUGGCUGCUUACUGCGGCGCACUGUGUCGUCAGGUCGCAGGAGAGCAGGAACCAGACCGUAGACGUUCGCGACCUAAGGGUGCAACGAGCAACAGCCAAUCAUAACGAUAGAUACGUGGCAAGAGUGGUUCUUCAUCCCGACUACAAGCCUGGGACAAGGACUACAAACCCACUCAAUGACAUCGCUUUGGUGAGGCUGGAUAAUCCCUUGACGUUCAGUGAGGAAAUGUACCCAGCCUGCAUAGACCUCUACGGAGAAGGCAUCCUCUCGGAAUCUUCGGUGCUGGCGUUCAGCCGCGCCAACGGUGAGAAACAGCACAAGUACGAUGUGGUGCUGCAGCAGCUGGACAUGAACUGUGAGUUUACCGCCCCCUGGUGUAAGUUCCCGGCCAUCGAGGAAACGCAGUUCUGCGGGCUCGCCCUAGAAAAUAAGCAUCAGCUUGUGGGGGGUUCGUCCGGAGGGCCGUGCAUGCAGAACCUGGGCCCCGACUCCGCCGAGAGCUGGGCUGUGUCAGGCGUGGUGUCAGCUGCCAAGAUCAUACCGGGCUGCAGCCAGACAGCGAUCAUUUACACAGCUGUCUCACAAUUUAGAGAGUGGAUAGAAAAUGUGGUUGAUGAUGGAAGUUAAACGAAAAGUCUUGGCUGUGUCAGGCGUGGUGUCAGCUGGCAAGAUCAUACCGGGCUGUAACCAGACAGCGAUCAUUUACACAGCUGUCUCACAAUUUAAAGAGUGGAUAGAAAAUGUGGUUAAUAAUAAUAAUAAUAGCGGUUUCAGC
This is a messenger RNA of Hyalella azteca, 2494 nucleotides long. RefSeq lists its product as uncharacterized. NCBI's taxonomy places the organism in Eukaryota, Metazoa, Arthropoda, Malacostraca, Amphipoda, Hyalellidae. Gene Ontology annotation, biological process: proteolysis. The record is from RefSeq and is a predicted model, not a curated record. Gene Ontology annotation, molecular function: protein binding; serine-type endopeptidase activity.